GCGGCGACCGUGGCAGAGGCGGUGGCGAAGGCCUCCGUGGCGGAGGCGGAAGCAGAGGUGGAGGCUGAGGUGGAGGCCGAGGCCUCAGCGCAGGAGGCAGCAGCGGAGGCCGCCCUGGGCGAGGCGGAGGCCGCCCGGGUGGCCGCGGCCGUGGCAGUGGCCAAGGCCGGCGCGUUGGCCGAAGUCGCCACGGGAGCGGAGGCUGCGGCCCCCGCCUUCGGGGAGGAGGAUGCGGACGAGGACGAGGAGGCCGUGGCCGCCGCCGUGGCCGCCGCGGUGGCCGCCGCGGACGCAGAAGCGGAGGCCGGCGGCGGCUGUGACGGGAACCCAGACUUCCCCAUGGCCUCGCUGUACGUGGGCGACCUGCACCCCGAGGUGACGGAGGCGAUGCUGUACGAGAAGUUCAGCCCGGCCGGGCCCAUCCUGUCCAUCCGCAUCUGCAGGGACAAGAUCACCCGCCGCUCGCUGGGCUACGCGUACGUCAACUAUCAGCAACCGGUGGAUGCCAAGCGGGCCCUGGAGACCCUGAACUUCGAUGUCAUAAAGGGCAGGCCGGUGCGCAUCAUGUGGUCCCAGAGGGACCCCUCGCUCCGCAAGAGCGGCGUGGGCAACGUCUUCAUCAAGAACCUGGGCAAGACCAUCGACAACAAGGCGCUGUACAACAUCUUCUCCGCGUUCGGCAACAUCCUCUCCUGCAAAGUGGCCUGCGACGAGAAGGGGCCCAAGGGCUACGGGUUCGUGCACUUCCAGAAGCAGGAGUCCGCGGAGCGGGCCAUCGACGCGAUGAAUGGCAUGUUCCUCAACUACCGCAAGAUUUUCGUCGGGAGGUUCAAGUCGCACAAAGAGCGAGAGGCCGAAAGGGGAGCCUGGGCCAGGCAGUCCACCAGUGCUGACGUCAAGGAUUUCGAGGAAGACACCGACGAGGAGGCCACCUUUCGAUGAAGACACCCAGAAGCUAGCUAGCCAGCAGAGCCACACCUUGGCUCCCACCCGGUUUACAGCCCCCCCCACCCACCAGCAGUGUAUUGUAUUGGGAGUGCAGGUGAUACAGAUAUCAUGGUAGACACACCGGGAAGGAGCUAGAAAUCAGAAGGGGGAAAACCGAGAGAGUAAUUGAUCCCCGCGAUCCUACCACCCAGAGAGAACCGCUUUUGCCCUUUUGGUGUGCUGUUUUCCAGGCUUUCUUCUCUCCCUCUCUGGCUCUGCCUUCCUCCCCCCACCCCACCUUCCCGUUUGACACACUGUUAUAGAGUGGUUCAUGCGUGUGGUGUUUCUAACCUGCUUUUUCAGCAUCUAAAACCAAACAGAAAUCAACCCAUUCAACUUCUUUCCGUGUUAUUCAACAGGCUUGUGAAACGUCAUCUUCAGUGCCUGCGGAGUGCUCCAGUGUAUCCAUGGACCUUAACGUUUCUGUACUCGUUCCCGCAUUGUUGGACAUUCAGGUGGUGCCUAGUUCUUUCCCUGUGUUCCAAACCAACACUGCGUGUGCUCUGAUGAGUGAAUCCUUCCUUGUCAAGCCAAAUCUUUGCUAGCAUCUCCUUAACCGUGGACUUGCAGGAUCCACAUAGAGACGUUUUAAAGACUUUCCUGUGUGUUGCCAAAAGGCCCCCACAAGCAUCGUACCGAUUUGCACUCGUGCCAGCCAGCGCAGCUAGUGAAAAGAGUACGCCCAUUUCCCCUGCGCAAUCUCCUGGUCACUAUAAUUGGUGUGCCUGUGUGUGGACGCGCGUGAGUGCGCGCGCGCGCGCGCGCGUGC
Messenger RNA from Microcebus murinus (gray mouse lemur), 1756 nucleotides. NCBI's taxonomy places the organism in Eukaryota, Metazoa, Chordata, Mammalia, Primates, Cheirogaleidae. The record is from RefSeq and is a predicted model, not a curated record.